CGGGCCGGGGCGCGGCGCGGGGCGGGCGCGGCCGUUGGGGGCGGGGCGCGCGCGCCGGCUCCGCCCAGCGCUCCGUCCGCCGCCGGCGCCAUGAAGGUGAAGAUCAAGUGCUGGAACGGGGUGGCCACGUGGCUGUGGGUGGCCAACGACGAGAACUGCGGCAUCUGCCGGAUGGCCUUCAACGGCUGCUGCCCGGACUGCAAGGUGCCCGGGGACGACUGCCCGCUGGUGUGGGGCCAGUGCUCCCACUGCUUCCACAUGCACUGCAUCCUCAAGUGGCUCAACGCGCAGCAGGUCCAGCAGCACUGCCCCAUGUGCCGACAGGAGUGGAAGUUCAAGGAGUGAGCCCAGCCAGCUGUCACAGCCUCCACGCACUGGGACCCAAUAAAGCACUCCAUGCCACCAACGCCUGUCUCGUCUGUGCUGAU
Molecule: messenger RNA, 428 nt
Organism: Sorex araneus (European shrew)
Lineage: Eukaryota; Metazoa; Chordata; Mammalia; Eulipotyphla; Soricidae
Gene: ANAPC11
Product: anaphase promoting complex subunit 11
Exons: 2
Coding region: 91-345 (84 amino acids)
Biological process (GO): protein ubiquitination; anaphase-promoting complex-dependent catabolic process; positive regulation of mitotic metaphase/anaphase transition
Cellular component (GO): anaphase-promoting complex; nucleus
Molecular function (GO): zinc ion binding; ubiquitin protein ligase activity; cullin family protein binding
Source: RefSeq, a predicted model, not a curated record